AUGGACCAUCGCUGGACUACUUUCCCCUACCUAUCCCAGCAAUGCAGUAAAUGCCAAGGGAAAUGUGCUGGUCAUUUUCUGAGCCAAGUUGACAAUCUUGCCCAUUACAAGAAGCAUGGAACCAAAGGAAUGAUGAUCAAUCCUCCCUCAAAGAUACUGAGUGAAGCACACAAGACAUUUGGUGCAAGUAAACCGAGUGAAGAACAGCUCAUCGAUUUGGCAAAGAAAACACUGCUAACAACAGAACAUGUUAACAUGUGGUUUGAGCAUCUGGAUACUGUACAGAAGAAUCGUGCAGAAGGAGUUAAGAAAGCAAAAGCAAAAAGAGGAUGA
Messenger RNA from Paramuricea clavata, 333 nucleotides. NCBI's taxonomy places the organism in Eukaryota, Metazoa, Cnidaria, Anthozoa, Malacalcyonacea, Plexauridae. The record is from the annotation of a GenBank genome assembly.